CUCCACCUCCUCCUUCUCCUAGCAGCCUGGUGUGUAAGGAAGAGAGAUGAAAAACCUGUAAAAAAAAUAAAAAUAAAUAAAUAAAAUAGGCGAGUAGGGAUUGGCUUUUUUUUCCAGUUUCUUGGGAUCAGAACAGGCGUCACGGCGGGUGCAGGGGGCAGCGCGCGGAGUACGGAAGGGAGGAGGCGACAGCGGAGCGUAAACACGACAGAAAACGGGCGAAUAGAGCGGCGAACAGCGGUGACCCCCCACCACCACCGACACCAUCACCUUCUCAUCUCCAUCCCGUUCGUUUUUUACGCUGUUUGACUCGGCGGCUCCGCUCGCGAGAGUAGCUUCUUGUUAGCUCCGGGUUUUUGCGGAAUAAACAUCGGAGGCAGAAAUAAGGAGGCUGUGCACGAGCGCCAGCAGCAGCAGCGGAACGAACCGACAGGAUUCUCCGCGAGCUCAGGACGCUUCCGCGGCGGAUAAAACCCCAGAAAGGAGAGUCGGGAGAGGCAAAGAGGAUUGUAGCUGCUGAGAAGGAGCGGAGCGGAGAUCUCCCCCCACCCCUCCACCGACCCCCCGGUUCUUCCCUCCGAGUCUCCAGCAUCACCAAUGCGAUGGCAUAGCGGCUCCUGCAGCAAUACCGAAAGGCUCGAGUCAGAUCGGCGCUGCUCGUCUCCACCAUGAACCUCUGAAAAGACAUCCGACACGGGCACAGAUGGGCAGGAUCGCUCGGCAGCAACAGUGUGGAAAGCAACCAUUGACAUAAGCAACCUGGAUUAAUUUCGACAGUCAUGACUUGGCUUAGGUGGCCCAGGGCAUGCCUCGGCCUGCUGAAUUCACCACAAAAAUGGCGGCGGCUGCUCCAUCCGAUGAAAAUGCGGCGGCACAGAGUGUUCUUGCUGUGCACGGUGGGUCUGUGUGUCAUCUCCUUCCUCCAUUACUACAAGGCCCUGCACUACGUCUCCCUGCUGCGCGAGCUCUCCGCUCCGUACCCCAACAUCAAGUCCUUCAUCAUGGUCUCUGGCUUCUUCUGGAGGGAGAAGGGCGUCGCUGCCACCCCGCUCAGUCCCGCCUCUCCCGAAGAGGCCCCGCCGCUGCCCGUCCUCCACCAGGGCGCGGCGAAGCCUGGCGGAGGGGCGGGGUCUCUGGGGGAUGGAGGCGGAGGAGGGGGAGCGGUAGACCCGGGAGCGUUGGACGUCAGAGUGGCCGGCGUGGCCGGCCUUAAACAUUUCGAGGUGAGAGCGAUGAAGGAGCCGGAGCCUCCGCAUCCCUGGGAAAAACCAGAGGAGAACCAGCUGGGAGACUCGCCAAGAGAGAAACAAAGUGACAAUAGUCACGUUGAACCCAACCUACAAAAACUGCGGGAACAAUUAGGAAAAGAAAAGCUGCCUGACCCGAUAAAGUCCAUGGGAGACCUUCACACCCGCAGUUACCAGCUCCAGGAUGAUAAAACCUCGUAUUUUGUGCGUACGAGUCGUGGGGCCUACUGUUUCAGACAGGGGACGGAGAUCAAGGAAUCCUCUGUAAAAGCAGCAGCGGGUGCGGCUGGUGACGUUUUGGACGUAGAUAAAGCCGCUCAGCGGAAACCUCUGGGGCUUCAGCAGCAGCCCGGAAAGACAAAGGGCAAAGGUCAGCCUUUGGGCAGCGGGAAGCAGCUGGUGAAGUGUGUUUGCCGGCCGGGCUGGCACGGACCUUACUGUGGGGUUCCCACCAUGGUGUACCACUCCAACCUGCCAACGAAGGAGCGGCUGACGCCCAGAAAGACGCCGCGGAGAGUCAUCAACGCCAUCAACAUCAACCACGAGUUCGACCUGCUGCACACGCGCUUUCACGAGCUUUCGCAGGCCGUGGACUUGUUCCUGGUGUGCGAGUCAAACUUUACCGCAUACGGAGAGAAACGGCCGCUGAGUUUCCUUCGUCUCCUUCUGAACGGAACGUACGACUACGUCCGUCAUAAGAUCCUCUAUGUGUUCCUCGACCACUUCCCCGACGGCGGCCGGCAGGACGGAUGGAUAGCCGACGACUAUCUGCGGACGUUUCUGACACGCAACGGCUUGUCCAGGGUGAAGGGGGCCAGGUCAGACGACGUGUUCAUCAUCAACGACGCCGAUGAAAUCCCGGCGCAGGAAGGCCUCCUUUUCCUCAAGUUGUUCGACGGUUGGACCGAACCGUUUGCCAUACACAUGCGAAAGUCUUUGUACGGCUUCUUCUGGAAGCAGUUUGGGACUCUGGAGGUGGUGUCCGGCUGCACGCUCAGGAUGCUCCGCGACGUCUACGACGGCGACGGCAUCAAGCUGCGGCGACGCGAAUACUACACCAUGCCAGGCUUCCGCAAGUAUGAGAACGACACAGGCCACAUCCUGGUGCAGUGGUCCGUGGGGAGCCCCUUCCACUUCGCCGGCUGGCACUGCUCCUGGUGCUUCACGCCCGAGGGGAUUUACUUCAAGCUGGUGUCGGCGCAGAACGGGGACUUCCCCAGGUGGGGGGACUACGAAGACAAACGCGACCUCAACUACAUCCGGGAACUGAUCCGGACAGGGGGCUGGUUUGAUGGCUCCGUGCAGGAAUAUCCCCCUGCGGACCCCAAAGAGCACAUGUUCGCCCCCAAGUACAUAAUGGAGAACCAUAAAAGGUAUCACUACCUCCUAGAGAACCCUUAUAAAAACAAAGUCCAGAACGACUGAAGUCUGAGAGACCACGCUUUGGGAACAUACCUAACAGAAGUGCCCGAGAGAGGCCUUCGCACUGAGCUCUCGAGGUGGGCUGACACCGACGGACGAAAUCUCGACGGACGACGAUGACAAAGGUGAUGCAGGAAUUUAAAAGCUCUUCAAAUUAUUUGGGGGUUUUAAAAAGGGAACAUGACAACAAUGGGUUUAUAAGUUCAGCUUCAGCAGGACGAAACCACUGGAUGAACAAAAAUAAAAUAAAAAAUCACUGCUUUCCCCGUCGUUCCGUCGUCACAGUGAGAGGCCAAGCUAUUUCUCCUCGCCCGCUUACUUUGUAUCUCAUCCCCCACUGGACACACUUGUAGGAAGAAAAAUAAAUAAAUAAAAAAAAAGGCAGGGAACCAACAAGCGUUUUUAUUUUAUUUUAUUUUUUGCCUGUUCCUGUCUGCUUUCACUGAGGCUUACAGCCUCCAGACGCUCAGCUUUCAACCCCCUCACCCUCUGAUGUCUUCCUGUCAUACUCGGUGACCUCCUUCCAGAGCUGGACGCGGGUUCAGAAGCAAAACAUGGAGACCUUAAGGUCUGCUGAGAGUACCAAACAAGUGUCACAGGUUUCUGCUCACGUUCAUGAUCAUGCACCUUAAGCUCGUCUGCGUGGUUGUAAAUAGUGUGCGUAUGUGUGUGUGUGUGUGUGUGUGUGUGUGUGCUCUGUUUGUGCCGUUCGGACUAAGAAAAUCAAUGCGAGUGAAGAAGGUUCAUGAAGGAAAAAGUGUGCCGUAAUGAAAAGGAAAUAAAAUGAAAUACCACAUGGAUGGUGUGUACUGAGUUGGGAGUGUGUUUUCCAGAGCUUACGGUCAGAUUUGAGCAAAACGUUUUGGUCUCAUCAGGGGAGAAGCUGCAGCCUUGGGUUUUCAGAUCUGUCCGGUUAGCAGCUGGGGUCGCCGGGUUUUCCUUGGAAUCUUGCAGAGAAGGAGUGGUGGUGGUGCGGCGUGAGGAUGUUCACACAUCGGCGCUUAGAUGCGUCUGAACAC
Poecilia latipinna (sailfin molly) is the source of this 3688-nucleotide messenger RNA. It is a transcript of the gene mgat3b, whose product is annotated as beta-1,4-mannosyl-glycoprotein 4-beta-N-acetylglucosaminyltransferase b. Bases 780 to 2672 code for a protein of 630 amino acids. Gene Ontology annotation, cellular component: membrane. The transcript is spliced from 6 exons. Gene Ontology annotation, biological process: N-acetylglucosamine metabolic process. Gene Ontology annotation, molecular function: beta-1,4-mannosylglycoprotein 4-beta-N-acetylglucosaminyltransferase activity. The record is from RefSeq and is a predicted model, not a curated record. Lineage: Eukaryota; Metazoa; Chordata; Actinopteri; Cyprinodontiformes; Poeciliidae.